Molecule: messenger RNA, 724 nt
Organism: Haliotis rufescens (red abalone)
Lineage: Eukaryota; Metazoa; Mollusca; Gastropoda; Lepetellida; Haliotidae
Product: phosphatidylethanolamine-binding protein 4-like
Exons: 5
Coding region: 111-653 (180 amino acids)
Source: RefSeq, a predicted model, not a curated record
UUUAAGAGUCCCCGAAAUAAGGGAGAUCACUCUGGUUUCACUGUAUCUACAGUGCGCCAUAUUACCUGACGGAUCAUGUCCACGUGAGGUCAUUGGCCCGGACUUCUGAGAUGUACGCAACAGGACUUCUUGUCGUCUGCUUCCUGCAGCUAGUUGGCGGGUCGGACGCCCAUCGUAAAGUUGACAAUACCCUCUGCACCAAACGAUCCCCUCCCAAGUUGGGCAUUUACUACUCCGGGCACAAGCUUGCUUGUAACGCUCGUCUACAUAUCGGAGACGUUUCCAAGGUGCCACGUAUAAAGUUCAAGCAGGGAAGGAAAGGGAGACGUUACGUCCUUGUGUUCGUUGACCCAGAUGCUCCCCACCCGGGCGCCAAAUCCCACGAUAGCAACUACCUCCACUACGCCGCUGUGGUUAAAAAGAGGAAUGGCGAAUUGAAGCCUUCGAAAGUACUAGUUCAUUACCGUGGCCCACAUCCACCAAAAGGCACACACCGGUACCAGUUUUAUGUAUUUCGCUGGAAAUCCUGCAAGAAACCAGUGCUCCACAAUUCGGACAAGUCGAGAGGCCACUUCAAUUUGAAGCGGUUCAAGAAGGAAAACCAUUUGAAAAAACCGGUUGCGGUGUUUCAGCUGAAGGUCCCGCACACUUAACACCAUGUUGGGCUAUUUCCAUGUUGUAUUGAUUAUGGAAAGCACAAAUAAAAAGCUCCCUUACGAACAUA